UAAAUAUUACCAGAGGAACCUGUUUCCUGUCAUGCCUGCCUCAUGCAAUUUCAUUUACUCUGAAAAGAUGGUCAUUUGUUCCAAGCACUCAUUGUAGGAGCAGUUGCCUGUGUCCGCCAUCCCUGGCAAUAGGGAAGGCAGUGGCUGUGAGGUACGGUUACGCUUGGCUGCACUGUAUCCACAAGCCACCACCUCUCUGACCUCUGCGGCGAACAGGAGUGUUAGAAAUGUUGUGUCUGUGAGCAGAGGAUUUAGUAGCUGCUGAGCUGCUGAGGCAGAGCCAGGAGAAUAGAGUAGGGCUGGGCUGCUGCCUGUUUGUUUCCUUCUCUCCUGGGAGUUUGCAUGAAACACAAGCGAUCCAGCAUAGCAGUUAUGGCGGCAUUAAACCUGCAGCUGACUGAGGGGAACUCCAAAUGCUAAGAGAUGCCUAAACAUGGAGGAACCUCUGCAUAUGUUCUUUCCCGUGAUGAAUGAAGAGAUUUUUAACACUACUGCAUAUGAAAUGAAGGUUGGAAAUGGAACAGUGUGUGACCUUAUUGAUUCAUCUGGUGAAGUGCACACAUCAGGGGGUAAUUCUGUGACAAAAGAUGUACAGAUAUGUAAAGACAACACAAAGCCAACCUCAGAAACUGUGCACCGAAAGGUUCAUAAUAUCCCUCCCCUUAUUUUAAUGUUCCCUCCCAAUGAGACAGAUGGAAAUCAUAACACACCUUUUCAGUUCGAUAGACAAGCCCCUGCAAGGAUUUCUACUUCCCCUACCUUAAGAAGACUAAGAAAACACACACAUGGGCAUUUUAUGCCAUUGCAAGACAUUUUUGAUGUUACCAAGUUCCCAACCUCAAAAGAGCAAUCUGCACUAAAUAAUUUAGCUGGGCAUCUUUGGGAUAGCCCACCAUGGAGUCCCCAAUGUACAAUCUCAACAUCAGAAGGGGUGUCUGUUUCAGAAAAUGACAGAGCUGCUAUUCCCAAAGACCCAGAGGAAAACAUUAAUAAUAAUAAUUGCACAGAUGACAUCCUAUUACACAGUCAGUGGUCAACUGUUGACAAGUCUAUGGAGCAUUCAGAGAACAGAUAUAUAAUUGGAUCCACUACAGAAAACUAUAAUAAUGAUGAUGAUUCUGGCAACCUAAGCCCCAAGAUAAAAGCAUUACAUCACUCAAGGCUGCUGGCACGGAGACGCAGUUCUGUAGUAUUAAGCUUGCCUGGCUUGGAAGUGUUUCCUGGGGAUCUCUUGGUGUCUGAUGGAGCCUCUGAUUACAUGUAUCACUCAACAUGGGUUUCAAGUGCAGAUUCCAAGAAACCAAAGUGGCCAUUUUCUAAGAAAGGAACUCUAAUGAAAGGAAAGCAAAAGCAAAUAUCUGAUUUGGAAAACUGCCUCUCAAGUGUUAAGAUCCAAGACUUCACAGGAAAUGAGCUUUACAUUCUUAAGGACAAAACAUGGAAUGAAGUUAUAAGUAUGCACACUGCAGAGAACACGGAGAACCUUCAUAAAUCAAACAGAAGACGCCAAGAGUCUGUAUGGGAACUUUUCACCUCUGAGUGCACUUACCACCUAGACCAGUUGCUAGUUCUGAAAAAGGUGUUUUUUAGUGCACUACAGCAUUUGCAGAGCAAUGACCAUUUGCUGGAUGUGGAUGUGGUGAGGUUAUUUGCCAACCUCGAGGAACUGAUCCAGGAAAGCCUUAAUUUUGCUGUUGGCCUACUCAAUACUAUUAAAAGCAGAGAACUAGGAAGUACAGCUUCAUUCUCUCCCCCACUGGCAGGCUUGCUAACAAAGCAUUUCAAGGACAGCCUCUGUCUCAGCCACGAGGUUUACUGCCUGAAUUAUACUUCUGCUGUUAUAUACCUGGAAAGCCUCAAGCAACGAGAUGACUUUGCCAUCUAUCUUAAAUGGUGUGAACAGCAUGAGCAGUGUAGAAGGCUGCAUCUCUCAGACCUGCUAGUAGCACCUUUACAUCGACUAACUCGUUAUCCACUACUCCUAAAGAAUAUCUGGAAACAAAGCACUGACGUAACUGAGAAAAUCGCCAUCUACUCUGUGAAAGAUAAAGUAGAGAGCACACUACGGGACCUUGAGGGGAAGGUAAAAUGGCUCGAUAAAUCUCAGAAAUACAAGCAACUCCAGGAGGUUAUUGUGUGGCCAUCAUUAUGGGAGAGAGACAAAAGGUUUUUCAUUCCAGAGGGCCUUAAACACCAUUUUAAAGAACCCAAUGUAGAGAGCAUGCUGUCUUCCCUAAAUAGGGACCUUCUGCAUGAAGGAAAGCUCAUCCUAACAGAAAGUACCAGACUCCUUGAUGUAUAUCUGUUUCUCUUUGAUGACUUUCUGCUCAUAACAAAGAUAAAGCGGAAUAAAAGGAAAUCUACAAAUUUGGAGGUUAACCAGUACCCAUGCCUUCACCCAGAGCUGCAGAUGGUGACUAAGGAAGGAGGCUACUGCAAAGUAGUAGACCAGCCUAUUGCACUAGACAGAUUAAGUCUGAAAACUGUUGAUCAAUACCAUGUCACGGUAUACGGCAUGAAGAAUGCUUUUAUGGUCCAGCAUGAGAAUAGAUACCAGCAAUGCAUAGCUGCCUUCAUUCUCCAAGCACACACAGAAUCAGAGAAGAAAACCUGGAUGUCACAGAUAGAAACGGCCAUGUCUUGCUACACAGAAACACACAGAUCAAAGCGCCUUUCAACCUUGUGGCAAUCAUCGGAGUCAGCAGAAAUCUAGAUUUGUUCAUUGUACACCUUGCACUUUGUUUAGGUGUCCAUUUUAAUUAUAUAGAUUCUCUGUGUACAGUAUUUGCAUUUUGUAUUUUUAAUAAUGUUUCUUAGAGUUUGAGUGUAACUUAUAUUGUGUUAGUGUUUUUGGGUGUAAAGCCCCCCCCUUAUAUUUUGUAGAAAUAAAGACCACAGUCUGUUUCAA
Molecule: messenger RNA, 2908 nt
Organism: Xenopus tropicalis (tropical clawed frog)
Lineage: Eukaryota; Metazoa; Chordata; Amphibia; Anura; Pipidae
Gene: plekhg7
Product: pleckstrin homology and RhoGEF domain containing G7
Exons: 17
Coding region: 434-2713 (759 amino acids)
Biological process (GO): intracellular signal transduction
Molecular function (GO): guanyl-nucleotide exchange factor activity
Source: RefSeq, a predicted model, not a curated record